Messenger RNA from Clonostachys rhizophaga, 1764 nucleotides. The record is from the annotation of a GenBank genome assembly. NCBI's taxonomy places the organism in Eukaryota, Fungi, Ascomycota, Sordariomycetes, Hypocreales, Bionectriaceae.
AUGUCGCUGCCCAGGUCGUCACGCACGGCACUGCGCCUGCGCUGCCAAUUCGCAUCCCACCACCAGCUGCAGCUCCAGCCUCGGCAGCCACGAUUCCAGCAGCUUGCCGGCAGUCGUCGCACUGUCGCCAACCUCACGCACACCCACCAGGCAGCUGCAAUUACGCGCAUACAGACCAAUGUCGACCCCACGUCGGAGGAGUUCAAGGAGAACGAGAAGAGCAUGGCUGCCGUCAUGGCGAGGAUCGAGACUCUCUCCCAGCAGAUCCAGAAGGGCGGGCCCGAGAAGGCCAGGCAGAAGCAUCUCCAGCGCAAGAAGAUGCUCCCUCGUGACAGAGUCACGGCCCUGAUCGACCCUGGCACGACUUUCCUCGAGCUGGCUCCCAUGGCUGGCUAUGAGCUCUACCCAGAGGCAGAGGUACCGGCCGGUGGCAUCAUCGCCGGAGUCGGUGUCGUGGAGGGCGUCUCCUGCAUGAUUGUCGCCAACGACAGCACUGUCAAGGGAGGAACAUACUACCCCAUUACUGUCAAGAAGCAUCUUCGAGCACAGACAGUCGCUCAGGAGAACAACCUCCCCUGCAUCUACCUCGUUGACAGCGGAGGUGCCAACCUCCCUCACCAAGCCGAUGUCUUCCCCGACCGCGACCACUUCGGCCGCAUCUUCUACAACCAGGCCCGCAUGUCCGCCCAGGGUAUCCCCCAGAUCUCCGUCGUCAUGGGCCCCUGCACCGCCGGCGGCGCGUACGUCCCCGCCAUGAGCGACGAGAGCAUCAUCGUGGGCGAGCAGGGCCACAUCUUCCUCGCCGGCCCGCCCCUCGUCAAGGCCGCCACGGGAGAGGAGAUCAGCGCCGAGGACCUGGGCGGCGGCAAGAUGCACUCCUCCGUGUCCGGCGUCACCGACUACCUCGCCGUCGACGACGCCCACGCCAUCACCCUCGCCCGCCGCUCCGUCAGCAACCUCAACUGGCCCAAGGCGACCUCCUUCUCCUCCUCCUCAGCCGCGUCAACCCCUGGUCCCAGCCCAACCUUCUCCGAGCCCCUCUUCGACCCGGAGGAACUCCUCGGCAUCGCCACGACCAACCUCCGCAAGCCCAUGCCCAUCCGCGAGGUCAUCGCCCGCGUCGUCGACGGCUCCCACUUCUCCGAGUUCAAGCGCGACUUUGGCACCACCCUCGUCACCGGCUUCGCCUCCAUCUACGGCCACAAGGUCGGCAUCGUCGCCAACGACGGCAUCCUCUUCCCCUCCUCCGCCCAAAAGGGCGCCCACUUCAUCGAGCUCUGCGCCCAGCGCGCCAUCCCCCUCGUCUUCCUUCAGAACAUCUCCGGCUUCAUGGUCGGCUCCGCCGCCGAGCGCGAGGGCAUCGCCAAGCACGGCGCCAAGCUCGUCACCGCCGUCGCCUGCGCCGACGUCCCCAAGUUCACCGUCGUCGUCGGCGGCUCCUACGGGGCCGGCAACUACGGCAUGUGCGGCCGCGCCUAUAGCCCCCGAUUCCUCUGGAUGUGGCCCAACGCCCGCAUCGGCGUCAUGGGCGGCGAGCAGCUCGCCGCCGUCAUGGAGACGGUGGGCAAGAAGGCCGACCCCGAGCUGAGGGACCGCAUCGACCGCGAGAGCGAUGCCACUUUCUCGUCUGCUCGCUUAUGGGAUGAUGGAAUUAUUCCUCCUCAACAUACAAGAAAGUAUCUUGGUUUAGGCUUACAAGCCGCGCUAGGUGGUCGUAACGAAGUGAAACCGGGUCAAACAAAAUUCGGUGUUUUUAGAAUGUAA